Danaus chrysippus (African queen) is the source of this 2937-nucleotide messenger RNA. NCBI's taxonomy places the organism in Eukaryota, Metazoa, Arthropoda, Insecta, Lepidoptera, Nymphalidae. The record is from the annotation of a GenBank genome assembly.
AUGUCUUGGUUAUUAAUUCUGGCUACUUUGAUGUGGAAAUGUGCAACUUUAAGUGAUAGUUACUUCAUCAUUGAAGCUCCAGAAUUGAAUGUAAAGGAAUUUAAAAAAGAUUUCCGAGUGUACUGGAACGUGCCGACAUUCCAGUGUGCUUCAAAGAGAAUAUCUUUCGAGAACUUGUACGAAAAAUUCGGCAUCAUUCAAAAUAAAGGAGAUAGAUUUAACGGAGACAAAAUCACUAUUCUGUAUGAACUGGGUUACUUUCCGUCCAUUUUUAAGAAUAAAACAAGCGGAGAAUAUGGAUUUAUAAACAAAGGUUUACCUCAGGAGGGGGAUUUGCAAGAACAUUUGGUUGCUUUCAAAGAACAAUUACUUGAGAAAAUACCAGAUCCUUCCUUUGAUGGCAUUGGAGUAAUUGAUUUUGAAAUGUGGAGACCUGUUUUCGAUCAAAACUUCGGCACUCUCGAUGUAUAUAGAAAAAUAUCCAUUGAAAUUGAGAAGGAAAGGCAUUCGUGGUGGCUAAAUAUGUGGAUUAAAAAAGAGGCAGCAUUUCGUUUCGAAACCGCAGCAAGACAAUUUAUGGAAUCUACUCUGGUUCUAGCAAAACAAAUGCGACCUAACGCCUUGUGGGGUUAUUAUGGAUACCCACACUGUUUUAAUAUGAGAGAUAUGGACAUGAAAGAAGAUUGUGUUAAAAGUAUCCCAGGUGCAAAUGACAAUAUUUAUUGGCUCUGGGCUGAAAGCACAGCUUUAUUCCCUUCAAUAUACAGCUCAAAAAAACUUACCAAUUCACAACUUCCCUUUCAUAUUAAAGGGAGAAUAAAAGAGAGUGCGCGCGUUAGACUCGAAGAUACACCAAUUUUGCCUUACUUCUGGUUUAGAUAUAGAGAUGGUGAUUUUAUGAAACAGGAAGACCUAUCGGUGGCUCUCAGUACAUUGUACCAGUCGAAAGCAUCUGGUUUAAUAAUAUGGGGCAGCUCAAAUGAUGUGAAUACUGUUGACAAAUGUAAGAAACUUUAUAACUACGUUGAGACUGUACUCGGACCUAAUAUAGCUAAAUAUACGCAACGAUCUAAAAAAAAUAGCAACGCGGUCAAUAAUGAAAACAAGAAUCUUUUCAAGCUUAAGUCGCAAGGAAACAGAAAAAUUUUAGAAAGUGAUGAUAGUUCGACAAAUUACGACGUUACAUUUACCGAUGAACCAACACAAAGUUCUUAUUAUACAGAAAUAGAUUUUACAGAAUAUUCAAAAGUGAACUAUGAUUUUACUCAAGAGCAAAGUCUGACAACUUUACGUAAUGAGGAAGUUUCUACACCAGAAAUAUCUUCAGAAAGUAGUACAAAUAUGGUAUCAACAAAUUAUAUUUCAACGGAAGAAGAUUCCUAUAGUGAUGACAAUUUUCCUAAUGAAAACGAAGAUAUCGACGAUUACCUCAUAAUUAUUGAUAAUUCUACAACCACAGACACUUCUAAACAGUACACAACUAAUCCAAAUAUUGAUGAUGACUAUUUGAUAAUUGUUAGAAACAAUUAUGUAGAAGGAUUAACGAAAUAUAGUAAUUUGUUAGAACAACGUCUUACAACAAAAUCACCAAUCAAUGAGACAGUAAAGAGUUUACCAGAAAGUGUAACUGAAGCUUACGAAGAUACAGAAUAUGAUUAUUACAAUGAAAAUACAAUUGAAACGCCAGAAACAAAUGAUAAAUUAUCUGAUCAAGAUAAUAAAAGCUCCGAUUAUUUAAUAGUGGUUGAUAAUAAUUAUAACGAAAAAGAUACCUUUCAACCGAUCGAGUCUAAAAGGGUAACUAAUACAGAAGAAGAUUACUUAAUAAUUGUUAAUAAUCUCAAUAACAUACUCACAUCAAACAAAAAUAGUACAAAUUAUGAUGCAAAUAAUAAAACAAAAAGCGAUUCAAUAAGCCAAUUUAUACCAAAUAUAAAGGAACAUAGUACUACUGAAGAAAGUUUAGACGAUUAUGAAGAUGAAGAGGAAUUUAAACCAAAUGAGUUUUAUGGUCGUAAUGAAGUAUUUAAUUCUGAUUCAGAAGAAUCAAACUACUUGAUAGUUAUUGAUUAUAAUUUUACAGAUGUAAACACUUUAACUCCUCCUGAUAAUACGGGCAGUACAGAUAUUGAAGAUGAUUAUUUAAUUAUACCUAAAUAUGAAAAGCAAAAGCAAGAUUUUUCUAUAAAUAAUGAUAAAAGUAACGUUAAUUAUGUGCCGGAUACAAUGAACUUUUCGACAUCACAAUUUGUUGAAUCCAAUGAUGUUACUUUGUCAACUGAAAAUGAUACCUUUAGCAGUGAGAUAUUUUCUCCUAGAAUAGAACUUAACACUCCAGUAACUGCUACCUCAAUGGACUAUACAAUUGGCACAAACUUUACAAUAGUCUUAGACGAUUCAAUAGGUACGGAAGCUACAUCUGUAGGUUUCAAUACAUCAGAAAUUAUGGAUAAUUUAACUGCAAACGUUUGGUUGAAUAAAACACCUGCUACAGAGUCAAGCGUAUACAGUGAAAGCAGUUCACAUUUUAUAGAAACCACAAAUAAUCCUGAUGACUUUUCUAUAUCACACAUAAAUAUGGAUACAAUGGAAAACGUACAAUAUUUAGGUAACGCUUCAGACAACAAUGACGCUGGAGAAGUAACAAAAGCAACAUAUGUUAUAGAAUAUAAAGAAUUAAAAAAUUCUCCAUCAACUGAAAGCGGUUAUAAUGGCAAGCUGAUUACGUCUAGUGAAAAAGAUUCCAUACCAACUGAAGGAAGGUUAUCUCAAAAUGAUUUUACAGAUGUUAAUCUUGUCACUGAUUUAACAAGAAAUUCUGAAAUUAAUGAAGAAACCACAGAACAAAAAGAAGAGAUACAUACAGAAAUAUAUAAUGUUUCCACCGAAGAAACUGAAAACGUUGAUCAAAUUAUAAAAUAUAUUUAUAACAAAUAA